UCCAAAGAGUCGCCAAAAAUUACGGUUUAUUUUUCUAAGUCUCAUAGUUUAUUUAAUCUCGACAGCUGCCAAGCUCCUCUGAGAAGCUGAGAUAAUGGCAGGCGCUUGCCUAAUUACGGUGCUGGCUCUGGUCGCAGUUGCAUACGGAGCCUUCACGUGCCCGAAAAAGGAUGGACAAUACGAGGACUCGCAACAGUGUGAUAAAUUUUACGAAUGCUCGGAUGGCGUCGCAAGAGAGAAAUUUUGUCCUGACGGUCUGGUGUUCGAUCCUUUGAAUCGUAAAAUCAACAAAUGCGACCAUGUCUUUAAUGUCGACUGCGGAGAUCGUCUGGAGCUACAGCCUCCUCAGCCAACGAAAAAGUGCCCACGUCGGAAUGGUUUCUUCGCGCAUCCUGAUCCUGCGGUUUGCAAUAUUUUUUAUAACUGCAUCGACGGUGAAGCGAUAGAAAUUACAUGCACAACGGGACUUCAUUUCGAUGAAUUUAGCGGCACUUGUGUCUGGCCCGACAGCGCUGGUCGUCAGGGCUGUGGAAAAGUAGGCAACAUCUUAAAGGAUGGUUUCGAGUGUCCGAAAGAAGGCCAAGUCGAUAGCAGAGGAAUGGCAGUGGAUCAUCCUAAAUUCGCUCAUCCAGAUGACUGCCAGAAAUUCUAUGUUUGUCUAAAUGGUGUAACACCUCGAGAACAAGGUUGCAGUGAUGGCACCGUUUACAACGACGUCGAGCAACGAUGCGACGCACCGGAGAAUGUUGCUGGAUGCGAGGACUGGUAUAAAGACGACGAGAGGAAACCCUAAGAGCUUCCGCGAAAUUUUCCUGUCCCGCAUCGGGACUUACCUUCGAGCGCGUUACUUUUCGUUAAUUUUCCAUUUUCCAUCGGCUUUAAAAACGGUUCAAAUUUCUUGCAAUAAAUGAAACUUCAUCCAGAAGUCUGGUGGAUUUUCUCGGUAGUUCCAUAAUCUUCAAGUUUGUUAAGGAAAACGCGUUGCAAGACCGAUGCACCUCGUACCGAUUGACAGACAUUGCAAAACAUUUGAAGAUUUUUCAUCCUUAUCGUUUUACGAAUGAAAAUACAUUAAAUUUGGAUAAGCGUUAAAAAUAGAAUUUUUUCCUUGAAGUGCAAUCUCGUUAAUUCUGUGUCUGUGCAACUUCUUUCCGGCAAAUCGCUGAAAAUAUAUAUUUCAAAGUUUCAUAAAUUAAUGAUUAUUCAUUAUAUCUCAAUUUUCAUUUAGUCAUUCUGGGGCUAAAAUUUUUAAGUAUCUAAGAAAAUGGUGGACGACGUGUCCUUUCGGGAUGUUUCAAGGGAUGGAUUUCGCAUAGAAGGAAAUAAUUGUGUAGACAAUGAGGAAUAAAAAUGAAGUUCGAGGUGCAUCAGUAAUCCAAUAUAGACGGCAAUUUGUGCAAUGUACUUUUUCUGCGCUCGAGAAAAUGGUCGAGGCUCCUUUCACUUAUGGACUCAAAGGAACGCGCUCGACGGCCUGCUUGGAAGGCGGAAGCUCAUUGAAGGAUCCAGACCUUUCAUUCUCCAGUCCAUGGUCCUUGCGAGUUUAUGCUAAGUAUACGUGCCUAAGACAUAGGCGGAAUUCUGGCUGAUCUGGAUUCUCACAUGGAAUUUAUUCCGGAAGAACUGACUCGUCAAGCAGCGGCCGGAGUAAGGACGAGUGCUCGUGAUAGGUUUCAUAAAACCCUGAAAAAUGUCUCUCUCAUACAGGCAAAUAUAAGUUUCUAGGGAGAAACGUAGAACUAAGUUAAUGGAUAAGAAACAUGUUGCGCCGGAAUAACGAGCUUAUCGAGACUGAAGUGUAUUUGACUCGGUAAUAAAGAUUUUCUAGA
This is a messenger RNA of Orussus abietinus, 1829 nucleotides long. Its product is annotated as protein obstructor-E. Lineage: Eukaryota; Metazoa; Arthropoda; Insecta; Hymenoptera; Orussidae. The record is from RefSeq and is a predicted model, not a curated record. Gene Ontology annotation, molecular function: chitin binding. Bases 95 to 793 code for a protein of 232 amino acids. The transcript has 5 exons. Gene Ontology annotation, cellular component: extracellular region.